UCUCGCGAUACGAGAGUUAGUCCCCGGACGGAGAGUGGAGCAGAAAGUGAAGCUAAAGCUAAAAGUGAGGGAAUAAAGUGUAGAGCAGGAUGUCGGGCCGCUCGGUGCGGGCAGAGACGCGGAGCCGCGCUAAAGAUGACAUUAAGAAGGUGAUGGCGGCUAUAGAGAGGGUGCGGAGAUGGGAGAAGAAGUGGGUAACCGUCGGAGACACAUCUCUGAGAAUAUUUAAAUGGGUUCCUGUGGUGGACACAAAAGAGAAGGAGAAGCCCAAAGUGCCAUCUGGUGCAGAGAUCCAGCUGAACAACUUCCCUUCAGAGGAAACAUCUGAGAAUUCCUGCCCAGCACUGCUGGACUACAAUGAUGAAAACAGCAACCAGAGCUCUCUGUCAGAUUCAUUUCAAGUGAAACCGGCAGUGGCGGUAGACAGCAGCAGCAACUCGAGUCCGCAGCCAAGUGAGCCGGUCAGCCCUGCUGUCCACACUCAGGAUUACCGCAUAGAUGACUCCCAGCCACCCACGCUGGGUCAGGAGUGCAUGGAGGAACCUUCGCUGCAGCUGCGUGAAAUGGCAGAUGAACCACCGACGCUGAUUAAAGAAGAUAUUUUACCCCUAGUUCCUCAGGAGGAGGAGGAUGAGGAAGAGGAAGAAGAAGAGGAAAGCUCUGGAGCGCCACCAUUAAAAAGAGUCUGUACUGAACAUACUUCAGUAAUCCAGUCUACUCUGAUGAGUUAACACACACAUAAACUCACACACAGACACACACACACACAUACACACAGCGUGCACUAGGCCAUUGAUAAUCACCUGGGCAAAAUACUGUCCAGUCUAGAACUGCUCCAAAUGUCUCUGUAUGAACCAUUUAGCAGCGCAGUCGUACUGUAUAUGUUCAUAUCCUGAUCGUUCUGUUUGGGCUCAUUCAUUUGAAGGCUGGACUGGGAGGCAGUUUAUCCUUUAAGACACAUUCCUGUACAGAGAGGAGAGAUGAAUGUGACACUGAGUGUUUAGAUUAAUUUUAAAGACCAGUAAUACUGUGCUCUAACAAGGGUUAUUAUCCUUUAAUACUGUAAUUCAAAUUUCUCAAGUUCUCUGUUUAGUCGAGAUACAUUCAACAAUGCUAUUUUGGUAAAUCCUCGUAAAAGUGUAAAACUGCACUAUUAUAAUUCAUAUUGCACAGUGAAGUUGCACAGACUUUUCAGAACACUGGUAAAAAGAAAUCCCAUUCAACCAUAAUGAAAAGUGUAGCUCCACCUCAGAGGGUAAUAUAACAACCAAUCUUCAAUAGCAGAUUCUCUUUGGGAACUGUUUAUUUGACACCUCACCACUGUUUAAAAGAAAUUUAUAUUAAAGAUCCAAUAUCUUUUCAAAACUUCGGUAACCGUGUCUCAGGCAUCAGGCAGUGUAUUGAUUAUGAAACUAUAUAAAGUUUUUGUGAGGGAGCUUUUAGAGGUUUAGAUGUCUGAUUCUAUUCCCCACUACCAUUAUCAUUUGGUAUGUUUCUUUAUAACUGUAGUUGUGACCUACAGUCUUGCAUUAGGUCAUAUCCAUUUAUCAAUAUACUUUAACCAAUAUUUUAUUAUGGGCGGAGCCUGACCAAUAUAAAUAGUUCUACUGGAGACUGUAAAACUCCCCUGUUAUGCUUGAAAAGCUAAUCUGAGUCUCCUUUCUCGGGGUUUACAGUAUGUGCUGACCUGUGUGCACCAGUCUGUUACACAGAAUGUGACGACAGGAGAAGUUUGUCUCUUUAAUCCAGUCAUGUACAUACCUGUAGAUUAUACAUCUAAAGGCCUUAAUACAGAAUUUUAACUUAUGUUUGGAAGGAUGUGAAUAAUAUUUCAGUAAUUUAUGGAGUCGGACGUCUCCUCAGGUCUUAAAUGCCUCCUCCUGUAAAAGAGGUUUGAUUUUUUUUCCUUCUCUUCAUCAUUUUAACUGAAUCUGACCCAUCCUGACAUGUUUGAAUUUAAUAUCAACAUUUAUUUUGCUUUGCACCCAAAGAGGCUCAUGUUUCUUUAUAUCAGAUUAGGAUGUCAAAUCAAAGAUGUGACGAAUUCUUCACUGACAUGGAAGGUAUUUAGCUUGUUUUUAUUUGUGACAUUUUUGUUUGACAUGUAUAACUCCACACUGGUUCAGUGGGCACAUGGAUGUUGUGAUUAUAUUAUUAUUUAAAAUGUCAAUAAAGAUUUUAGAAUGA
This is a messenger RNA of Astyanax mexicanus (Mexican tetra), 2187 nucleotides long. RefSeq names its product BAF chromatin remodeling complex subunit BCL7B a (gene bcl7ba). The transcript is spliced from 6 exons. The coding region runs from base 90 to 731 and encodes 213 amino acids. NCBI's taxonomy places the organism in Eukaryota, Metazoa, Chordata, Actinopteri, Characiformes, Acestrorhamphidae. The record is from RefSeq and is a predicted model, not a curated record.